Fusarium odoratissimum NRRL 54006 is the source of this 1152-nucleotide messenger RNA. RefSeq lists its product as uncharacterized. Bases 1 to 1152 code for a protein of 383 amino acids. The record is from RefSeq and is a predicted model, not a curated record. Gene Ontology annotation, cellular component: nucleus. The transcript has a single exon. NCBI's taxonomy places the organism in Eukaryota, Fungi, Ascomycota, Sordariomycetes, Hypocreales, Nectriaceae.
AUGCAAGACGGUUCUGGGUUCAUCUACACCUGCAGCGGGGAUGCGCCUCAAUUUCUUGCCACAAACUGUGCAAACAGUAAAGUGCCCUUAUCGCUCGUUCUCGGCGGUCCCUCGGGAGAAGAAAUUACUCGAGUCCCUGUUGGUACUUUUCAGUUUCUGGAAGGGUCGGGGGAUGACAACACAAGGUCGACUAAGAUGCUCAAGCAUGAGGAUAAAGCACCUGCCCCUGAGAUCGAUCAGCUGAGUACCCCAGUUAAGGUUGAGCCUCAGCUGCCAUCAGAUACAAAUAUCUAUGAAAAUCCAUCUCAACGAGAACAUCAUGGUGAUACCUUCCCGCAAGCAAAUGGCGGCAUGAUUAGCACUUGCAGCAGAGGCACGAGCUUCACGGACCCGCACUACCACCGCCGCCCGGCGGCUGGAUGGAGCCCUUAUCCAAGCACGCUGGGCAGCACGGGGAGGGGCCCUGGUGGAUUGGAUACUUCCUCGGUUGGUCGUCCGCCUUUGACAUCCUUGGGAAUGUCGCCUCCGUCUCACACUAAGGGCGCUCCCCAACUUGUCCGAACUAGCACCAUAACUACCAAUGCUGGAAACAACACAAGUUACCAUCCUAUCUCGCUUUAUUCUGGCAAGGCAGUUUUGAAGAUUUCAGGCAAGCGAGAAUCGAUGGUCGAGAAGUGGACAUCCGAGGAAUGUUCCAACCGUCGUCGGAUUGUCCUCUUCCGUAAGACACAAAAAGGAUCGACUGUCAACGCCACCUGCCAAUCCGUAAGCGUCAAUGAGCGACCAGCCAACAGCAUCUGCAUAUCAUGCAUCUGGUGGGCCGAAAAAGGCGAGUGUUAUGUCACAUCGGUCGACAUUAUCCGCCUUCUCGAGCAAUUUGUCGCAGCGCCGAACCGUUUUAGUGUUGAGGAGAAGAACCGCAUCCGUCGUAACCUAAAAGGUUUCAAUCCUCAGACAUUAUCCAAGGCCAAACCCGACAGCGAGGAAUUCUUCAAGAUCAUUAUGGGUUUUCCUAGCCCCAAGCCCCGCAACAUUGAGAAGGAUGUGAAGGUUUUCCCAUGGAAGAUUCUUGAGUCAGCGCUCAAGAAGAAUAUUGGCAAAUACAGUGCUAGUCCCAGCAGCACAGAAGCGACGUCCAGCAGGAUAAACUAG